Molecule: messenger RNA, 2090 nt
Organism: Lingula anatina
Lineage: Eukaryota; Metazoa; Brachiopoda; Lingulata; Lingulida; Lingulidae
Molecular function (GO): protein binding
Source: RefSeq, a predicted model, not a curated record
AAUAGGACGCGUUGAACUUCGCCACAGGCAAAUAACUAACUGUUCAGUUCAUUUUGUGUUUUAGGAAGGCGAAAAAGAGCGCCAAACUGUAGCCUGCAAAUAUAGGACUUCCAUCUGUGGAAUUAUGAAUUGAAAGAUGGAGCCCAAAGGCAGCAGUGGCAUGUCUGUACCAAGUCAAGGUAGUGCGGCUACGGUGGGCGAUGCCAAGGGCGGUAUAGUUUCUUUAAAAACUAGCGGCCCAGAGAGCCGAAGCGGGGUGGUUAUUCGGGUCGGAGGUGAAAAUGACGCGGGUAAAAUGAUGCCCACUGGUGCUAAAGAUGCUAGUCAUAUCAGUUCAGAACCACAAGAACAUACUCUUCGCAUCCCAAAGCUUCACCCAAAGGCCAAACACCGCAAGAAAGACACAGAAGACGAGGAAAAAGAUCCCGGAGAAGAAACCACUGAAAAUUCAUCUGUGAACUGCGAAGAAAGGACCUCGGAUGUAGAUGAAAAUGGAGUCCUUAACGAGGAGGAAGGGGAGGAAGAGGAAGAUGAAGAAGAUCUGGAACCGGAAGAAAUGCAAUAUGAAGAAAAAGAAGCAUUAUACAAGGCCGUGUGUGAGGGCGACAUUGAUGAAGUUGAAAUUCUGCUGGACAAAGAAAAUGCCGACAUAAACAUGGAAUGGUUCAGUGAAAAUCUCCUUGUGGCAGCUAUACGCCAUGGUAAAGAAGAAAUGGCGGAAUUUCUUCUCGACAAUGGUGUAGAUAGAAAUUUUGAGACAUCUCGCUUGGAAAGAGCUGAAGACGAAACAGGGGAGGUGAGCUUGUCUUGGUACUCAGUUUCAUGUCGCCAGAUGGCGUACGACGCAGGGAUGCACGACUUGGUAGAACUCAUUGACUACAUGAAUGGGGACCUCUUUAAAUUCAUUAAACCACGCGAAAGAGUACCAAGGAUAAGAAGACAUUUUUCAGAAAUGGAAGUUGAUUCCGAGAAUGAGGAGGAAAAUGAUACGGAAGGGUUAUUUUCUUCAAGUGAAAAAUUGAACGUUGGGAGCGUCAGCGAAAUGGCAGAUUCAGGGUGCGGGUUUUUAGAGGAAUUAGACAGUGAGAAUGAGAAAAGAAAAAGGAAACACACCAGUGGGCGAGAAGAACACGAAACAAGCGAAUCUGAAAACAGUGCUAACAAAAUGCGACCAGAUGAUGGAUACGAAACUCUUUCACCUUCACCAAGAACUUCACCUGUGUUUCGGCACUCAUACAAAAACAAGAAAAUCGGCGAACAGUACGAAUCGAGAGAAGAAAUAUCAGAUAUUUCCCCUCGUUUAUAUGGAAAAAGGACAGAUUUAUCCUCAAAACAGCCGCCUCGCUCAAAAAUACACAACUGCUCGUCGACGUUUUCUCGCCCGCCAAAACAAUUUCAGCCCGUUGUAACUGCGAUUGGUAGUUACAGAUAUGAAAGUAAUUUGUGGUCCCCAGCAAAUAUGUACAGGUUUAAAAGAUCAAAAACAAAGUCAACCAACCCAUAUCAAACUUCGACAAACCCUGUGAGGGUGCACAACAGAGAUCAAACAUUUAAGGCAACUUCAUCGUUAAAAGGGAUUCUUAAAAAGAGACCCGCACAGUCCUAUUCGGAUAAUUUACAUACUUCAUCCCCAACGCUUUCAACAAGGCCUACGGCCGCAGUGCAAAAGGGUCCCCAUCCCGACACAACUUUGACAACUCCGCAGCAAAUCGCCAUUGCAACGCACGAGAAGACGACACGCCUAUUAAAGCGGCAAUCGAACUUACCGCCAACAAUUAGAGCACAUACGCAAGAACCUAGUGUAUUCGAAAGACUUCACUAUGGAGCGGCUCAUUACAAGAGCCCUAAUAUCUCGCAUAUAGCGGCGGGGAAUUCCAACAAAUUGGUAACCGCUAGAGCAAAUCUCGUUCACAAUUUAUAUGAUUCAAAAUCAAUUCACAACAGGCGCUACUGAAGAUUGAUUUUGCAGGCUAAUUCGGAAUAAAGGUCUGUUAUUAUAUACAAAUGUCAUAUUUGACAUAUUUAAAUUAGCUGUAAAUUACUAGGGUUACCUUAAGUUUUCAUUUAGACAAUUAAACUCGUCAAAUCAU